UGGAGACUCUACACCCUUCGUGGUUUGGGGGACCCUGGUCCGGGAAGGGCGCGCGCCCGAUCAGACCGGCCUGGGGGUGGCGCUGCGCCCCCAAGGGGCCGAAGGGUCGCGGGGGAGGGAGGAAGAGGCGCCUAGCUCUGGUGGAGAGGCAGUGGGGGCAGUGCCAGGGCAAGUGCUCGCCGCCCACUGCAGUGGCAGCCGGCCGCCCCCCCGCCCCGGGGCAGGAGGGUGUCAGCGGAGAUGUCACGGGCGGCGAUUAUUCGCUGGUGCGCGCGGUCCUGCGGCCGCCACUGACGGGGCGGGCGGUGGGGGGGCCGCCGCCUCCGGGGAGACCGCCCAGAGCGGCGCGGUCAGCUCCGCAGCUCGCGCCGCGAGCACACGCGUCGCCGCCCCCGCGCGCCCCCCGCAUUAAAGUUCGGCUCAACUUUGUGGCGGGCCUGACGCCCUGUCCCUUCCACCUCCCACCAGGUCCUCGGCCGGCGCGGCGAGUCAGGCGGCGGUGGCCGAGUGCAGCCCCGGGCCCCCCGCACGGCGGCCAGCGGCGACAGCGACAGCCGCGAGGGGGACGCGGCGCGCCCGUGUGGGGGCGUCCGGCCCGCACCCGCGAGUGGGCGCCGCCGAGGACCCGCGCCGCGCCGCGCUGCUCUGGCACCCGGAGAGCGGCCCGAGCCCGGAGCGCGCCUGCUGGAAGCCGCGGGUGGGCGCUCGCCCCCGAGGGCGCCCGGACCCCGCCACCUGAACAGAAGCGGUUCAGUUGACUCCGGGAGCGUGUGCCGGGAGGGAGCGCGUGCGGAAGGCCGGAGGGCAGGAAGUCGGGCUUCUGCAGCUAGGGUGGCGCGACCGCGCGGGACCGAACCUUCCUUAUUUAUGUGUCAGCCAGCGUUCGCCUUCUUCCUCCGGACACUUCAGGGAGAGCUCCGAGCUGCCAACCCCGCGUGUGAGCACAGAAGCUCCAGCUGUCAGAACAACAUGAUUAUGCAUUAAACUACAAACUUUUCUUUUUUUAACCCAAAGAAUAUCGGUGAUUUUUGUCCACUGCUAGAAGAGAGAGCCCAGGGCUCUGGAAAUGCAGCAAAAUCCUUAUUUAUAAACAGGCCGCGGUAGUGAUAUGCAACCCCCCUCUACUCUGUGAGUUUUCUAUCCUAUGGAUAUUGGUCUUGAGAUUUGAGAUUGGAGAGCAGGCUGUCUGCAUUGGGUCUGCAGCCUCCACCCUUUCAAUGCCCGGUUUCCAUUGGGACUGCUGGCCUUGCCUGGAGAUCAGAGCGGUCCUGUGUGCCAUGGGCUGUAUUCAGAGCAUUGGCGGCAAAGCCAGAGUCUUCAGGGAAGGGAUCACAGUGAUAGAUGUGAAAGCCUCUAUCGAUCCCAUCCCUACCAGCAUCGACGAGUCCUCCAGCGUGGUGCUCCGCUACCGGACACCCCACUUCCGGGCCUCGGCUCAGGUGGUCAUGCCACCCAUCCCCAAGAAGGAGACGUGGAUUGUUGGCUGGAUUCAGGCGUGCAGCCACAUGGAGUUUUACAACCAAUACGGCGAGCAGGGGAUGUCCAGCUGGGAACUCCCCGACCUCCAGGAGGGCAAGAUUCAGGCCAUCAGUGACUCAGACGGGGUAAACUACCCCUGGUACGGCAACACCACGGAGACGUGCACCAUCGUGGGCCCCACCAAGAGAGACUCCAAGUUUAUCAUCAGCAUGAAUGACAACUUUUAUCCUAGCGUCACGUGGGCUGUGCCGGUCAGCGAGAGUAACGUGGCCAAACUGACCAACAUCUACCGGGACCAGAGCUUCAUCACGUGGCUGGUGGCCACCAACAUCUCGACCAAUGACAUGAUCGUGCUGCAGACGCUGCACUGGCGCAUGCAGCUCAGCAUCGAUGUGAACCCCCACCGGCCCCUGGGCCAGCGCGCCCGGCUGCGGGAGCCCGUCACCCAGGACCAGCCCAAAAUCUUGAGCAAGAACGAGCCCAUCCCGCCCAGCGCCCUGGUCAAGCCCAAUGCCAACGAUGCCCAGGUCCUCAUGUGGCGGCCCAAGUACGGGCAGCCGCUGGUGGUGAUCCCACCCAAGCAUCGGUAGCGUCCAGGGCAACCCGCUAGAUUAGACUCAAAUAAUAAUACCGCUCAGUGCAAAACCCAAGCGCACUCUUCAGUCAUUCAGCAAAAUGCAACAUUCUACCUUCUCAGCGGGCGGACCUCACUGUGCUCCUGCUCCCGGCUGGCCGACUCGUGUGCAGGGGGAGACCCACGCGCACCCUCCUGGGCCACCUCUGGUCCCCCUUCCUUUCCUGUUCUCACAGAUUUCCCUGAGACACUGCUAUUCCCGUUCUUGUUUUUCAACUUCUCUUUACGAGGUUCAGGGCAGGAGGAUGGGGAGCUGGUCAAGAGGGACGCACAGGCUUCGGGCCGGGCUGUGGUCUGCACCGCGGGCAUUCGUCGCCCGGCUGGCCUCCCACGCUGCUCCCCCUGCCCUCUGUCAUGCGGCCUUACCUUUCGUAGACUUGCUUUGCCAAACUUUUGCCUUAAGCUGAAUUCAAAGGAAGAACGAGAAACUGAUAAAGAAAGCAGAAUCUCCUCUGAUGGGCUUUUGAUCUGCUGCAGGUGGAGGGAGGAGGUUGGGUUGGGUUGGGCGCGUGCACCUGAGUCCCUCGUCUUGGUUGUUUUGGGAGAAGGGCGAGGACAGAGAUUUAGACCUAAGACCAGCUGCUCACUCUUUCAUUUAGGCAGAAACAAAACCACAAACAAACUCUGCCCAACAGCCCCUUCUGUCUCCCGCCCCCCCUAGAUUCUCCCCACCUGUGGAUAGGGGCUGUAAGCCCCUGUGGGGCGAGUCCACCAGCGGCGCCCUCUUUUUUCUUUUCUCGGCAGCCUUAACUUGCCUUGGGUGGCUCUAGGAGGAGAGAGGAAGGUCCUGUGAGCUCCGGCUGGGCCUAGGAGAUACUCACUCUCUCUGUCCUCGGGACCCACCCGUGGGUGGUCCCCACACCAUUCCCUAAGUGUGUCUUCCAUCCACACUGGUUUCUAAUGCCCAGGGGGCAGCCACCUGGGCCACCGACACAGUCCCAGUUUUAGUCUCAAAGGUAAGAAAGGCAUGUGUGUCCCUUCUUGCACAACAUUUUAAGACUUGAACCUGGUGGCCCCAGCACUGUGGUUGGUUAUCCCCUAGUGCACUGCAAAGGAGCCAAGACAGGGCUCGUUCUCAGGGGCUGCUGCUCCCAGGCUCUCCGGGGUCGGGUGGGGGCUGCAGACAGACUCUCAGAAGCAGUGAUGGAGGCCAAGGACAGCUGCAGAGGGCCCAGAGACUGAGGAGUCCCUGGCCCGGGAAGUCUGGGCGGACAGCGGACCCACUAUCUGCUUUGUGUCCUGGAAGUAAACACAGACCCAGGGCUGGGAGGGUUAAGUGGGCCCUGAUGGGAGGUGUCAGAGCCAUUCUGGAGGCUGGUCUGGCACAGUGACAGCAUCAGGAGAGGAUAGGUAUCAGGUGGCCAGUCCCUGGGGGCCACCCUCCUGCCCUUGGACCUGAGCAAUGUCUGCCUCGAGGCUGCUCACGGUUCUUGUUGGGGGCCCCCUGGCUGUCAGCUUGCCAAACCCACGGCCCUAUCCCCGGGGCCACGCUCAGACUAAUAAUCCUCAAGCACAGAACACCAUUGGAUGAAAAAAAUACCCGUUUCUGCUGUAGGUGAGCCACUUGGAGUCUCAGUGACAGCGUGGGAGGGUGUGGGCACCCUUGCUCGCUCCUGCACCCACGUGUUGUAUUUAUUCAUGGGGUGUGCACAGUCCGGUCAGUCUCUGAGCCCAGUGCCUGCAGGGAGACCAGCUGGUGCCAUGCUUAGGGAGCCCUUGGUGGGGGCUGGGACCUCCCCCUAGAAACUGCAAGUUCCCCUCUGUGAGGAUGAAGGCCUUGUCCCCAGAGAGGCAGCAGCCUUGCAUGGGGGAACCGGGGGUCCCAGCUGCUCCUAUGAGGGCGGGCUGGGGCUCAGCCUGGGCCCUCCACACUCAGGUCUUUUGUUGCACUAAGAGGAGUUGGGCCCUGCCAGGGGCCAGGAAGGGGGCUCUCUUGCUGGGUGGUGGUGGACAGGCCGGGGUCUGGAACUGCUCUGGAGCCAAGGCACCCUGAACUUACAUUUCUUGAGUGUGAACAAACAUUCGAAGCAGAGGCCAAUGCCCCACCCCCACCCCGCAUGCCAGGCCCCCAGCCCACCUUGCUCCCUGGCUGACCUCUACCCUGAGACAGGGGGAGACGCUGCAGGUCCAGCCAAGGACUUUCAGCUCUGCCUGGGUCUAGUCCCUUAGCCUCUGUCCUCGUGGGGCACAGACCCUGGCCUCCUGCCCAGCCCCGACACUCCCAUCCCUAGCCCCCUCCCCGCCUCCACCCCAUCGAGGACACUCACUCACUCCUUCCAGCAAUAAGAGCAGUCCUUGGUUGCGGAGAGUACUGUGAAAACAAACCAAUGCACUUACCAGGAGGCACAAGACUCUUGAAGAAAAUGUAAAAUGAAUCUUUUUUAAAGAAAACACAAAUAUUCAUAAAGAAAUAAAGUAUUUUAAAGUA
Molecule: messenger RNA, 4541 nt
Organism: Nycticebus coucang (slow loris)
Lineage: Eukaryota; Metazoa; Chordata; Mammalia; Primates; Lorisidae
Gene: FAM78A
Product: family with sequence similarity 78 member A
Exons: 2
Coding region: 1218-2069 (283 amino acids)
Source: RefSeq, a predicted model, not a curated record